UCCUCCCUUCUCUCCUGCGCCUCUCACUGCCCAUGCUCCUGUUCCUCUGACCGAAGCUCAGAGCCGUAAUGGCGGCCGCGGAGCACCGCACACAGACCCCGUGUCCCAGUCCAUAAUCCUACGUCCCCCGCGCAGUCACGGCCCGGACUUGGCUCCGGGCUCCAGGGAGGACUCUCCGCUUUGACUUUACCCGGAUAUAGGCGCGUAAAACAUGGACGAACACCCGGGAGCGGGGGGGAUGACGGCGGGACAGACACGACAGGCUACGCCGCCUCAGCAGCACUCUCCGCCGGGCAACAACGGCAGCGCGGCCCCGCCUCUGUCCGGAGCUCCAGGAGGUGUCAUGCUGAGCCACCAGGCCGACGAGCUGCCCCGGCCCCAGCAGCAGUACACCAUCCCCGGGAUCCUGCACUACAUCCAGCACGAGUGGGCCCGCUUCGAGAUGGAGAGAGCGCAUUGGGAAGUGGAGAGGGCCGAGCUCCAGGCCCGUAUCGCGUUCCUUCAGGGCGAGAGGAAAGGACAGGAGAACCUAAAGAGCGACCUCGUCCGCAGAAUAAAGAUGUUGGAAUUCGCCUUAAAACAAGAGAGAGCAAAAUAUCACAAACUAAAGUACGGCACAGAGCUGAACCAGGGCGAGGUCAAGUCUCCGAGCUUCGACGCCGACACGAGAGACUCUGACGUGUCGACGGUUCCUCCCAACAGUCAGCUCACCUGGAAACAGGGAAGACAGCUGCUCAGACAGUACCUCCAGGAGGUGGGCUACACAGACACCAUCCUGGACGUUCGGACCCAGAGAGUGAGGUCUCUCCUGGGCCUGUCCGGCUCCGAGCCCAACGGAGCCGUGGAGAACAAAAACCUCCCCCUGAUCAACGGCACCGACAGACGGAAAGACAAGAGAAGCCCUGGAGAUGUUUUAGAGACGUUUAAUUUCUUGGAAAACGCAGAGGACAGUGAUGAAGAGGAGGACGAGGAAGGAGAGGGGGAAGUGAUGGACCUGAGCGACAAACCACGGGCCAAAAAACACAAAAUACACCAGGCGGGAAAUGAGAGCCUGGCAACAGAGGAGGAUGCAGACACAGAGGAGGCUCUGAAGGAAUUCGACUUCCUGGUCACAGAAGACGGAGAAGGAGCUGGAGAAGCACGAAGCUCCGGAGAUGGAACAGAGUGGGCCGAGCCUCUAGCGUUCCCAUCCUCCGGUGGAAAAUCCUUCUUGUUGGGAGGAGAGGCAGUUUUGGAGAGUGUUCUGGGAUUGGGUGACCUCGCUGACCUCACAGUGACAAAUGAUGAGCCUGACUACGGAUACGAUCUUCAGUCGAGUCAAGAGUCCUCAUUCAGAAAAACAUGGAACCCCAAGUACACCCUGAGGAGCCAUUUUGACGGUGUCCGAGCUCUGGCUUUUCACCCCACUGACCCCGCCCUCCUGUCUGUGUCUGAGGACCACACAAUGAAGCUAUGGAACCUGACCAAGACUGUGCCCGCCAAGAAAAGUGCCUCUUUCGACGUGGAGCCAGUGUACACGUUCAGAGCUCACAUAGGUCCGGUCCUGUCUCUGGCUGUGACUCCCAGUGGGGAGCAGUGCUUCAGUGGAGGUCUGGACUCUUUCAUUCACUGGUGGAACAUCCCCAGCACCAACACGGAUCCAUACGACACAUACGACGCCAGCGUCCUGGCGGGCUCAUGGGGUGGACACUCGGACGCCGUAUGGGGAUUGGCUUUCAGCGGAAUCAAGAACCGUCUCCUCUCAUGUUCUGCAGACGGAACUGUGAAACUAUGGAACCCCCAAGAGAGAGCCCCCUGUGUGUGUACUUUCAACGCAGACAGAGAGCACGGGACCCCCACUUCCGUGGACUUUAACGGUACCGACCCUGCCCACAUGGUGGCGUCCUUCAGCUCUGGAGACGUGGUCCUGUACGACCUGGAGACGUCCCAGAGUGCACUGGUGCUGAAGGGGCAGGGCGACAGUGUGGUUCCAGGCAUGAAUCACAUAAAUCGAGUGGUGAGUCACCCCACGCUCCCUGUGACCAUCACCGCCCACGAAGACCGCAACAUCAAGUUCUUCGACAACAAGUCAGGUAAAAUGAUCCACUCGAUGGUGGCUCAUCUGGAUGCCGUCACCAGUUUAGCCGUUGACCCUAACGGAAUCUACCUGAUGUCCGGCAGUCACGACUGCUCGGUGCGGCUCUGGACUCUUGACAGUAAGACGUGUGUGCAGGAGAUCACCGCUCACAGAAAGAAGAGCGAAGAGGCCAUCUACGACGUGACCUUUCACCCCUCCAAAGCCUACAUCGCCUCCGCCGGGGCCGACGCACUCGCCCGGGUCUAUGUCUGAGACCGGAUCUGAGACCGGACUAGGGUCUAUGUCUGAGACUGAGACUAAGGCCGGACCAGGCACCGGACCAGGGUCUGAGGGUCUGGACCAGGGUCUGAGGGUCUGGACCAGGGUCUGAGGGUCUGGACCAGGGUCUGAGGGUCUGGACCAGGGUCUGAGGGUCUGGACCAGAGUCUCAGUCUGAGACUGAGACCAGGGUCUAUACGUCUAUGCGAGGACUGAGACCGGACCAGGUCUAUGUAUAAGACCAGACUGAGAACUGGGUCUGGUCCAUAGACUGUAUGUAUAAAUGGGCAUAUUUAUCGCACUAGGCACCUCGUUCCAAACAGGAAAUGAGCAUGGGCUCCAUUGACUCUGACUUCAGUUCACUUUCUAUGUAAAAAGCGUUUCCCCCCUCUCUCUGUAACUGCUGCUGUCAGACUCGUCAUUCUGGGGUGGGAUGGCCUUCAACAGCUUUGCUCCUGAUUGGUCCUCUGGUUGCUAUGAUACUCACAGUCAGAAUUCCAUCUAUGGAACUGGGCUCCAAAUUCGCUGCUAUAGCUGCUAGAGUUGAUGAGCUUCAUUUGGAGCUGAAUGCUGUGGGUGACCACACACUCACUCAGUCCACUUUUUUAUACAGUCUAUGGACCAGACCUGAGACCAGGGUCUGUCUGAAAUCAAAACUGGGACUGGUCCAGGAUCUGAGGGUUUGGAACAGGAUCAAGAAUGAAUCAGGAUCCUACCUGGGUCUAUCAGGGAUCUAAACCAGGUCUUAGGUCUAAGGUCUAACCAGACUCUUCAAGAUCCGAGUCAGGAUCAGAUCUGAACUAAGACUUGGAUUUGACCAGGAUCUUAGUUUGGACUCCAGAAUCGGGCCCAUGUCUCAUCAGGACUUGUGUCUGGCUCCAGCCCCCAGGGAAUCAGGUCUAGACUGAAACUGGACUUGGACUCAGCCUUUGGUCCCGGGUCAGACUUGGUUUUAACACUUUGAUUUCAGAGAUGUUAUAUGACACAGGGUAACACAACAAAGUAAUUUUAUUUUUAUGAAUUUGUAAAACUAAAUUAAGUAAAGAUUUUAUUUCAGAAUAGUCCUGGUUUAGUCCUGGUUUAGUCUUGGUUCAGUCCUGGUUCAGUCCUGGUUCAGAUCCUCUUCAGACUAGUUUGAGCCGUGGGUAAUAAGCUUUAACACAGUUGUAAACACAUUUUGGGGGAAUUGUUAUGUUGUUAAGUUAAAAUUGUUAACUUAACUUUGUUAAGUUGAGAUUAAAGUUGAGGUUAAAAUCAGGUCUGAACAAAUAUUUCACUAAAAACGAAACAGUUAAAACCCUCACACUUACGUUACACUUGAACAUGGCAGAUCCUCUUAAACCGAGGCUGAAGCAGGGCAAAGUCAAACACACAUCUAAAUACUGUGUUGUGUUUGAAGAAUUUCUCAAAAUAUAGAUUUGAAACCUAAACACAGCUGCAGAAACAAUAAGAUACUUAUUUUUCAUAAAUAAUUAAAGGCCUCCAUAAAUAUACAAGAACAUGACACAAAACUGUUCACAGCAACUUGACAAACCUGUUGUGAUGUGCAGUAGUUUCAUUAGUGGGAUGCAGCUGAUUGUGUUGUGAUAAUGCUCUGAAGGGGGAGUGACUUAGCAUAGAGAGCACUUUAAUAUCCCAUACAAGCAAAAAUACCCCCUCUUUAGCAUCCCUUAAUUUCAAUAAAUUCACAGAACUUGAUUUAAAAUAUUUUAAAAUGUCUCAACUGAGAAAUAUGUCAAUUUUUAAACUGGUCUCUUUUUGUUCCUGUGGCUCUGGCCUCCUCAGACUCUGCUCCGGCGCCUCUCGUUCUCAUGUUUCAUUUGUUUGUUUUUGUGUAAAUUAAAUCUAGUUUUUAUAAUGAUCUUUUUAUAAACAGACCCGUCCAGAUCCGUCACUGCCCCACACUUCCUGCUUCAUGUCACAUGACCAGGAGCAGCUUUGGGAUUCGUUAAGAAGAGGAGCUGAGGAACUAAUGCUAUUUCAAGUUUACUCCUAGUUUAGUACUGAUUUAGUCCUGGUUUAGGCCUAGUUUAGACCUAAUUUAGACCUAGUUUAAACAUGGUUUGAUCUAGUUUAGACCUGUCAAGAUUAUUGGGUCAAUUAAUAAUUUGGAUUCUUCAGGUCAGGGCCUGAACCAAACACUAACUUUAAAUUAGAUGUUUUCUUUGAAUCUUCCUCAGCUCCUCUUCCUCUUUUAUUCUAAUUUUAUUUCCUGUUGCGCCUCCGAAUCGGCCAAUCACAGCUCUGGAUCCUCAAGAUUUGAAUUUUACUGCCUUUGGAUUGGUUGUUUUUAUUUGUUUUUACGAAGGGACGGUUUCCUGAUGUUACUAAAGCUUCAGUUUGUGUAAUGCAUGGUAAUAUUAAUAAUAAUAUGAUAAAGUAUUUUUUCUAGUCUUCCGAAAAAAGGACAAAAAAAGAGGAGUUUUGACGCGUUUUGUAAGUUUUGUUUUUGAAUGAUGAAAUUUUAAAGAUUGUACCACAUAGAAACAACUGUUGAAAUGUACAGAACAUGUCUAUAUAAUAUUAAAUGGUGAAAAACAGUGUA
This is a messenger RNA of Periophthalmus magnuspinnatus, 4880 nucleotides long. RefSeq names its product striatin, calmodulin binding protein 3 (gene strn3). The transcript is spliced from 16 exons. The coding region runs from base 212 to 2329 and encodes 705 amino acids. Gene Ontology annotation, molecular function: armadillo repeat domain binding; calmodulin binding; protein phosphatase 2A binding. The record is from RefSeq and is a predicted model, not a curated record. NCBI's taxonomy places the organism in Eukaryota, Metazoa, Chordata, Actinopteri, Gobiiformes, Gobiidae. Gene Ontology annotation, cellular component: dendrite.